AUGGAAUAUAAGAAAACGAAAAGAACUAAUCAGUUUAUAUUUGAAGGAAGCAAACAUGCCACAAAGAGACAAAAAAUAAAUGUGAGUGCCCAAUGUAAAGGAAUACUUCUAUCAACUGUUUCACCUCGUAAAAUGAGUUCAGGUAUAAAAGAAUUUAUUAACUUUUUAAAGUUGAAUUUCCCUGAAGAGAACUUAGAAAAUGGAGAGAUUAAAAUUAAGGAGGCUGCUACAGAUGAUCAUGAUAAUGAUUCUGAUAGAAAAACAAGUAAUGUCGAAAAACAAUUGAAUGAAGAGAUACGUAAAGAAAAUUCAGAUUAUAUUAGAUUUGCUCCCUUGAGAAAUAUUAUAAAAAACUUUACAUUCAUCAAAUUUAAUAAUGCAGCAGAUAAAAAUCCAUCAGAAAUUGUUACACAAAUUUUUUCUAUGGCUAGAAAUAAAAAAGAAAAAUAUAUCUUAAGAAAUAUUUGUAAAAUUAUACCGUUCGAUUGUAUAUGUAAACCUCAUAUAUCACCUUUUAUUAAGACACUCCUUCCAUUAUUAAAGGAAAAUUUUUCUAAAGGAUUAUGUGUGCAAGAAAACUUUACUAUUACUAAUUUGCUCAAGUUGUUGAAUGUGUCAGAAGAAAAAACUACUGAGCUAGCCAAUAAGCAAGAUGAACCACAAGAAGAAAAUGGAAAUGAAGACACCUCGAAAAGUAAUGAAAAUAAAAAUGGAGAUAGUGAUGAAAAUAAAAAUGGAGAUAAUAAUGAAAAUAAAAAUGGCCAUAAUAAUGAAAAUAAAAAUGGCCAUAAUAAUGAAAAUAAAAAUGGAGAUAAUAAUGAAAAUAAAAAUGGAGAUAUUAAUGAAAAUAAAAAUGAUGAGACUUCCAAAACAAACAGCCAAAAUGAUAAUAAAGAAAAAAAGUCAGAAAAUAAAAACGAAACAGUUCUGAACAGUUCAGGAGAAAAAAAAACUACAUGGGGAUUAAUAUAUAAAUGUUCGAAUACAAGAACAUUAACAAAAAAAGACGUAUUGACAGUAUUGGAUAAUUGUAUAGGAAAUAAUUAUUCAGUGAAUUUAACAAAACCGGAUUUAGCAAUUAUUGUUCAUGUGACGGAGAUAAUGUGUGGUAUUAGUAUUAUAAGGGAUUAUGACAAAACCAGAAAAUUUAAUAUAUCAUCCUUUAAUGAGGAUUCGUAA
Messenger RNA from Plasmodium falciparum 3D7, 1179 nucleotides. RefSeq names its product putative THUMP domain-containing protein. NCBI's taxonomy places the organism in Eukaryota, Apicomplexa, Aconoidasida, Haemosporida, Plasmodiidae. The record is from RefSeq and is a predicted model, not a curated record. Gene Ontology annotation, biological process: tRNA modification. Gene Ontology annotation, molecular function: RNA binding.